Messenger RNA from Staurois parvus, 296 nucleotides. The record is from the annotation of a GenBank genome assembly. NCBI's taxonomy places the organism in Eukaryota, Metazoa, Chordata, Amphibia, Anura, Ranidae.
UCAUGGGGCCCCCGGGCAAUAGGGGAUCAUGGGGCCCCUGUGUCCUUGCCCAAACUCAAAAAAGCCUAAGAAAAAGGUACGAGGGGCAUCUCAUGGGGCCCCUUACUGACCCCGGGCCCUUGGGCAGUGCCCGAGUUUCCAAAUGGUCAGUCCGCCCCUGAAGGUCUGGAUCCAUGUGAGGAAACUCCAAGGAGUCGAGGUAUUCACUAACUAUAGCCCCAUUUGGCAUAAUUCCACCUAUGAUGACUUAGAGGGCCUGACAUGUGCAGGGUUGUGGAAGUGCUGGCCACCUUCCA